Molecule: messenger RNA, 612 nt
Organism: Quercus lobata
Lineage: Eukaryota; Viridiplantae; Streptophyta; Magnoliopsida; Fagales; Fagaceae
Product: heavy metal-associated isoprenylated plant protein 47-like
Exons: 3
Coding region: 82-468 (128 amino acids)
Molecular function (GO): metal ion binding
Source: RefSeq, a predicted model, not a curated record
UUUCUCUCUCCGUUAACAUAGCUUAAGCCCAUCAGAGUUCUCUCAUUGAGUGCGCUACGUUGCUUUUUCCUCCUCCAAAACAUGAAGCAAAAAAUUAUUAUCCGGGUGCAAAUGACCUGUGAAAAAUGCAGAAUCAAGGCCAUGAAGAUUGCUAGCAACACUAAUGGUGUGAUCUCAGUAGCAGUAGAAGGGUCUGAUAAAGAUCAUUUGGUGGUGAUUGGCCAAGAUGUGGACUCCGCUAAUUUGACCGGCUCGUUGAGGAAGAAGCUUUCCUAUGGUGCCGCCAUUUUGAGCGUUGAAGAAGUGAAGGAGAAAGAAAAGCCGGCGGAAGAGAAAGAAAAGCCAAAGGAGGAUAAGAAACCAAAUAAUCCUGAAGAACAUGCGCUAGUGUUCCAUCAAUAUCCACCAGUUCCCAUGUUCUGUGAAGUAGUCUACGAUCCUGAUCCAAGUUUCUGCUCCAUCAUGUGAUCUAUGAGCUGAGAAUUUUGCUCUCUUUGUUUUUUGUUUUCUGUUUGAACAAUCAUGUAUGUUGAGGAAUUUGAUGCUUCAGUGCAAAAGGAAUAGACAAUUUCCCCAUCUUUUUGUUUCAUGAAUGUAAUUCCCUGAUUGUUG